GUGACAAUGUCACCCCGCAGAAUAUUCUAUACAACUGCCCUUUUUGAUUAGACGCUGAUAAGUAUGUCAACACUCUGGCGCUCUACAGCGUUGAGACCACACUUUACCCUCUUUCGAAAACAAAUGUUUGGUGUUUUAUUACUUAGUGGAAGUUUUGACAAGAUAAGAUAAACGACGUCAGCUUCAUAUCUUUAAACAUGCAGAGCAAAAACAGAACAUUAAAAAUUGGAAUCCUGGAGAUUCAAGGAGCAUUCCUCGAGCAUAAAAUAUCCCUUCUGGCUGCUGCUAAGGAACUGUCAGAUGACGUCACAGUUGACGUCAUCGGGGUCCGGAAUGUGUCACACAUUACGUCAGACAUGGUUGGCUUGAUUAUUCCCGGCGGUGAAAGCACAGCCAUAAGUCUAUUUCUGAGAAGAAAUGACAUGGAGGAGCCCCUGAAGAAUUGGGUUAAGGACAAAGAUCACGUGACUUGGGGAACAUGCGCAGGGAUGAUCCUUUUGUCAAAGGUCACGGAGAACCAAAAGAAGGGAGGUCAAUAUUCGUUGGAGGCCCUCGACGUAGUCGUAGCACGUAACCACUUCGGUAGACAAGUCAACAGCUUUGAGGGAGAUCUCAACAUCACCGACCCGGAACUACUUUCAAUACAAACCGGAAACGAACCAUUUCGUGGUGUAUUCAUACGAGCUCCUGCUAUCAGCAGGACAACAAACCCCAGUGUUAAGAUCCUGGCUUGCGCGUCAACUGAAGACAAACCUGAAGCAGUUAUUGUGGGUUGUCGUCAGGGGAAUGUUCUUGCAACGGCAUUUCAUCCGGAACUUACCGAAGAUUUCCGAUGGCAUCUAUAUUUUCUUCGAAUGAUUCAACAAAGAUGAUUAUGGAUCACAAAAGCGCAAAAGAAAGUAUGCACCUGUUUCACGGAGACAGACCAUGAUACAAACGAGAAAAUGACUUUGAAAAUGAAUUAAAUGUCAUAUCGAAUUUCCAAGUGUAUUCUUUCUUUUCCCGAUGCUUUCUAAUGUUUCAGUUUGAAACGAAAACAUUUUGUUUCAAGAAGUUGUAAGACUGUAUUUUGAUUUUUUCAGUAAUAAA
Molecule: messenger RNA, 1089 nt
Organism: Haliotis rubra (blacklip abalone)
Lineage: Eukaryota; Metazoa; Mollusca; Gastropoda; Lepetellida; Haliotidae
Product: pyridoxal 5'-phosphate synthase subunit PdxT-like
Exons: 3
Coding region: 198-872 (224 amino acids)
Biological process (GO): pyridoxal 5'-phosphate biosynthetic process; pyridoxine metabolic process
Cellular component (GO): cytosol; glutaminase complex
Molecular function (GO): glutaminase activity
Source: RefSeq, a predicted model, not a curated record